GGGAGGGACCUGUGCACCACACAGGUGUGGGGCAGAGGGACAGCCUGGCUCCAUGGGGGGCUGUGGGGUGUUGGGGGGUGCCCCAUGUUGCAGAACCCCCCCAUCCCAACGCUGCCGCCCCCAGGGCACGGUGCUGUGCGACAUCAUCCUCCUCAACUUCCUGAAGGGAGCCGAGCACUACAAGGCCCGCAAGUUUGAGGAGGUGCCAGAGGCCGGUGUGCCUGUGCCCCCUGCCAGCCCCACGGAGUGCCCCCCUGGGGCGCUGGGGGGCUGCAGCCGAGACAAGCAGUCCACCGACUCAGGAACCUGCUCCCUUGGCCUCUAGCCCUGGGCGCCAUGGGGCAGCCCCCCACCCCACCCCCCCAGUCCUUCCCAUGCCUGGCACCCCU
Calidris pugnax (ruff) is the source of this 389-nucleotide messenger RNA. RefSeq names its product purinergic receptor P2X, ligand gated ion channel, 3 (gene P2RX3). The transcript has 2 exons. Lineage: Eukaryota; Metazoa; Chordata; Aves; Charadriiformes; Scolopacidae. The record is from RefSeq and is a predicted model, not a curated record. The coding region runs from base 53 to 325 and encodes 90 amino acids.